Molecule: messenger RNA, 1137 nt
Organism: Thlaspi arvense
Lineage: Eukaryota; Viridiplantae; Streptophyta; Magnoliopsida; Brassicales; Brassicaceae
Source: the annotation of a GenBank genome assembly
AUGGUCGAGCCAACAUGGGAAGAGCUUCUUGGCCAAGACAAUUGGCAAAACCUAUUGGAACCACUUGACCACUCACUUCGCCGGCUCAUCCUUCGAGCCGGCGACUUUUGUCAAGCCACUUACGACACUUUCAUCAACGACCAAAACUCCACCUACUGUGGAGCCAGCCGUUACGGCAAACCAUCGUUCUUCCACAAAGUCAUGCUCGACGAUGCGAGACAUUACAACGUCGUUUCAUUCCUUUACGCCACGGCUCGUGUCAGCGACCACGAAGCCUUCUUCCUAAACUCCAUGUCAAGAGAAUCUUGGGACCGUGAGACUAACUGGAUCGGUUACAUCGCGGUCACGUCUGAUGAACGGACGGCUGAGAUUGGGAGGAGAGAGAUCUAUGUGGUGUUUCGUGGGACGACGAGGAAUUACGAGUGGGUUAAUGUGAUGGGAGCGAAGUUGACUCCGGUGAAGGAACUGUUGAUGGACGGUGGAGAUGGUCCUGAGGUUAUGCUUGGAUGGUUCACUAUUUAUACUACGGCUAAUCCAAACUCACCCUUCACCAAGAUGAGUGCACGCUCGCAGCUUCUCACCAAGAUAAAAGAACUGCUAGAGAUAUACAAGGACGAGAAACCUAGCAUAGUGCUCACUGGACACAGCCUUGGUGCAACUAUCGCGACUCUCGCAGCAUUCGACAUGGCGGAAAACGUUACAAACGGCUACACUGACGUGCCGCCGGUGACGGCGAUUGUGAUUGGUUCUCCGAGAGUGGGCAACAAAGAAUUUUCCGACAGAAUCAACGGACAUAAUAAUGUGAGGAUACUUCACGUGAAAAACGAAACUGAUCUUAUCACUCGUUAUCCAGCUAAGAUAAUGGGGUACGUCAACAUUGGGACCAAACUCAAGAUCGAUACAAGAGCGAUGUUACAUGUAGUAGCGGGAUGGAACGGGAAGAAUGGGAAGUACGAGAUGAAAGUGAACCGGAACAUAGCAUUGGUUAACAAAUCGUGUGCACUAUUGAAAGAUGAAUGUUUGGUUCCCGAGUGUUGGUGGGUCGAGAAGAACAAAGGCAUGCUCAAGACCGAGGAUGGUCAUUGGGUCAUGGCCACUCCCGACGACGAAGACAUGCCCGUCGUCGAGUUUGAUUAG